AUGACGACGGACGCGCUGCAGCCAUGGGUUGAGAAAUACCGCCCGAAGAAGGUCUCGGACCUCGCGCACCAGGACCAGGUCGUCAACACGCUCAACCGGGCCCUCCAGGAGCGGAGCAUGCCCCAUCUGCUGUUCUAUGGACCACCAGGCACCGGGAAAACGUCCGCAGCGCUGGCGAUCGGGAAGCAGCUCUUCGGCCCGGAGCUCUACCGCGACCGCGUCAUGGAGCUCAAUGCGUCCGACGAGCGCGGCAUCAACGUCGUGCGCGAGAAAAUCAAGACGUUCGCCGCCCGAGCUGUCGGCCCGCCUGCGCCCGGAUACCCCUGCCCGCCAUUCAAGCUGCUCAUCCUCGACGAGGCCGACUCGAUGACGCAGGACGCCCAGAGCGCGCUGCGGCGCACGAUGGAGCAGUACAGCAAGGUCACGCGGUUCUGCUUCUGCUGCAACUACGUCUCGCGCAUCAUCGACCCGCUGGCGUCGCGGUGCGCCAAGUUCCGUUUUCAGCCGCUGGAGGGCGAGGUGAUGCGGAAGAAGAUCGCCGAGAUCUGCGAGAGCGAGGGCGUGACGCUGCCGCCGGACGCGCACGCCGCGCUCAGCGACGUCUCCGGCGGGGACCUGCGCAAGGCGAUCACGACGCUGCAGUCGGCGGUGCGCCUGGACGGGAAGGAGGUGCGGCGUGCGACGGUCCUGGACGUGAGCGCAGUGGUACCAACGGAGGUGGUGAGCGGACUCGUGGGGGCGUGCCGGCGGGGGGGGGUCGACCAGCUGCACGCCAAGGUGCUGGACACGAUCGCGGAGGGGUACGCGGCGCAGCAGCUGCUGCUGCAGGUGCAGGCGGCGGUCCUGGAGGCCCCGGGGCUGUCGGACGUGCAGAGGGGGGGGGUUCUGGCGCUGCUGGCGGGCGCGGACAAGGCGCUCGUGGACGGCGCGGACGAGACGCUGCAGCUGCUGCACGUGUGCACCGCCGCGCAGCAGAUCAUGCUUUCUCAGCCGUGA
Molecule: messenger RNA, 996 nt
Organism: Pedinophyceae sp. YPF-701
Lineage: Eukaryota; Viridiplantae; Chlorophyta; Pedinophyceae
Source: the annotation of a GenBank genome assembly